GCUACCGUUAGCUCAGCUGCUAGUGAGCCAUUGGCUGGUGAGAGCCUGAGCAUCCUUCUAGAAAAAUACCACUGAAAGUAUAAGAUACAGACGGCUCUUAUACAGCUUACAUCAAAUACGAGCGUGAAAAUCUCUUUGAAGACAAAGAGUAUAAAGAUGCCUUCAGCAAUGGUUGGCAACAGUGCUGUCCAGUCUGCUGUUCCAGACCUGGGAAAUGGAAGUCAUUGUGAGACCAUGAAGCAGGUUCUCACUGUUGUGGACAAGAAGGUUCGCAACAUGGAAAAGAAGAAGUCUAAACUGGAUGACUACCAGGCAAAGAAGAACAAGGGAGAAAGUCUGAAUCAGGAUCAGUUGGAGGCUUUGACGAAGUAUCAAGAGAUCAUCAACAACCUCGAGUUUGCUCGAGAAUUGCAGAAAAGCUUUCUUGCAUUGGGCCAAGAGGUUCAAAAGGCAGUUAAGAAGUCUGCAAGAAGGGAACAGUUGCAGCGGGAGGAGAUGGAGCAGCGGAGGCUGAAGACUGUUUUGGAACUUCAGUUUUUAUUGGACCAGUUGGGAGAUGACAGUGUCAGGCAGGACCUCAAACGGCCGGAUGCCACUGGGUCCCCUCUGCUCACUGACGCUGACCUCACAUCACUUGACGAGUUUUACAAACUAGUUGGACCUGACAGGAGCUAUGACGUUAGGUUGACCAGCCAAUAUGAAGAGGCAUCACUGCACUUGUGGGAACUGCUUGAAGGCAGAGACAAGGCUGUGGCAGGGACCACAUACAAGUCACUGAAAGAAACUCUGGACAAAGUGCUGCAGAGUGGUUACUUUGACAGAGCACAGAGUCAUCAGAAUGGGACAUGUGAGGAAGAAGAGGAGUGUGAGGAGCAGACUUUGGUGGCUGAGUCUAAGUCUGGGGUGCAGCCAUCAGAACCUGAAGUAACAGCCGAGCCAGUUCAAGUAGAAACAACAGAGUUCAUAAACAGACAGUUCAUUCCAGAAACUUCAUACAGCAGUCCAAACAAAGACCAAGUAGAGGAGUGGACAGCAGAGGCUCAGAUGGUGAACUCCCUCCAGCACCAGGUACCUGCCCAUGUGGCUGCAGAACCAACCGUUACUGUGAAUCAUGUCGCUCCCACUCCGGUCUGUGACCCAGUGGUAAGAAAGCAGGCUGUGCAGGACCUCAUGGCCCAGAUGCAGGGGACAUACAACUUCAUGCAGGAUUCUGUGCUGGAGUUUGAUGGCCAGGCUCUUGACCCCGCCAUUGUAUCUGCCCAGCCAAUGAAGCCUGUGCAGACUGUAGACCUGCAGCAGAUGGGCUGCCCCCCAACCCUCCCAGAAUCCAGACUUCCACAAACAAGUGCAGUGUCUGGACCACAGGAAUCCUCACAAGCUGCAAUGUCUCUAUCAUCUGAGCCGUCCCCAGCCCCAUGUCCCCUGUCCUCUGCCUUCCCACCUGUCUCCAAACCCUCUCAUACCGGAGGCAUCAAUGUCAACGCAGCACCCUUCCAGUCAGUGCAAGCGGUAUUUAACAUGAACGCACCUGUGCCUCCAACUGGUGAUGGCCAAACAGAUCCUCUGAAGCAGCCCAGCCAGUUCCCUGGAGGCUAUGGACCGGGCUUUAGCAGCCAGUCAGACAGUUCUGUCGAGCAACCAGACAUCCCACAGGAAACAUUACAGUCAGUCGUCGGUGGAUUUCAGCCUCAAGACCAUGUUCUGCCCUCAGCAGGAGGCCAUGAAGAGUCCUCUCCAGGAGCAGGGUUUGGACAGUCGGGACAGUCGUUUUACAACGGCAGGGCUGUGCCCAGAGGGGGACCCAGGAACGCCCGUGGCAUGAUGAAUGGAUACAGGGGCUCGUCCAAUGGAUUUAGAGGGGGAUAUGACUCGUAUCGCCCUCCUUUCUCAAAUGCUCCCAGCAGUGGUUAUGGUCAAACCCAGUUCAACACAUCUCGAGACUAUUCCAACAACACCUACCAACGGGAGGGAUAUCAGCAAAACUACAAACGCGGAGCUGCCCAAGGACCUCGAGGUUUGUCUCGAGGAAACACUCAAGCAAUGCGAUCCUGAAGGAUCCAAAGGACCAUUAAGUCGCGCCACGUCUAACAUUCAGGAUUUUUGAAUGUGUUCUCCCCAGCUCACUUUUUUAAUGUUUUGUUUCUCAUUGGUAAUCUUAUUUUUUUAAAUCCUGGCCUACUUAUCAGAGUCAGCCUGCUUCGGUCUGUCUAGAUCCUCUAAUUGUUUUAACACAAAAUGCUGAACUUCACCACAUGUAGGAUUAUCAGCAAGUCUGUGUGAUAUAAAACAUAUAGAUAUUCCUGUAAACUUGAAAGAUUUCAUUAAUUUAUUUUUUGUACAAAAUAAAUGCAAAAAAUACCCUGCCACUGUCGAUCUGAUUCCAUGAAAAUGAUUUUCUUCUGCCCUGUGCUGUCAGACACUUUCUCCACUUUACAUAAAGGCAUUAAAUGUUCUUUUGUUCUUACCCGUCAUCUCCUUGGCCCCGACCUCUUUGUACGCUGAUGUUAUUGGUUGAGACUGUUUCAAUAAAGUUGUGUUCUACUA
Messenger RNA from Cheilinus undulatus (humphead wrasse), 2544 nucleotides. It is a transcript of the gene caprin1a, whose product is annotated as cell cycle associated protein 1a. Gene Ontology annotation, cellular component: cytoplasm. Lineage: Eukaryota; Metazoa; Chordata; Actinopteri; Labriformes; Labridae. Bases 157 to 2052 code for a protein of 631 amino acids. Gene Ontology annotation, molecular function: RNA binding. The transcript is spliced from 17 exons. The record is from RefSeq and is a predicted model, not a curated record.